Messenger RNA from Setaria italica (foxtail millet), 3421 nucleotides. Its product is annotated as basic leucine zipper 23-like. Lineage: Eukaryota; Viridiplantae; Streptophyta; Magnoliopsida; Poales; Poaceae. The record is from RefSeq and is a predicted model, not a curated record. Bases 2359 to 3045 code for a protein of 228 amino acids. Gene Ontology annotation, biological process: regulation of transcription by RNA polymerase II; DNA-templated transcription. The transcript has 2 exons. Gene Ontology annotation, molecular function: RNA polymerase II cis-regulatory region sequence-specific DNA binding; DNA-binding transcription factor activity, RNA polymerase II-specific.
UCCCAAGCCCGGAUGAGAAAAUGUGGAGGGAACCGUAACAGGCUCAGUUGCAUGAUUGGCAUUAUCUAUGUGACCAUAGCUCGAAGAGCGCUAUCUAGUGUAAAAUCAUGGCAAACUGAAUUAGUUUGUUUCAUUAGGGAUGAACGCAUCUCUUCGGUGUGUCCAGAAGAAACUUAUCUUGGAGGCAUUAUUUUCAAUGAUAUUUGCGAUGCAUAUGUUGGAUAAAGCUGUCCAGGACAUUCGAGGUACUUACUGUCUCAUUGUUGAAGCCACAAUUCAGCUAAACCAGAACUGGAGACCGAGGCCCUGUUUGUUUACAUUUGCUUAUUUUUAGCACCUAAUUAGGAGUACUAAACAUAGACUAUUUACAAAACCCCAUUACAUAAGUGGAGGCUAAACGGCGAGACAAAUCUAUUAAACCUAAUUAGUUCUAAACGGCGAGACAAAUCUAUUAAACCUAAUUAGUUCAUGAUUUGACAAUGUGUUGCUACAGUAAACAUUUUCUAAUGAUAUCCAUCAGGCUUAAAUAGAUUCAUCUCGCCGUUUAGCCUCCACUUAUGUAAUGGAUUUUAUAAAUAGUAUACGUUUAAUACUCCUAAUUAGUACCUAAACAUUCGAUGUGACACGUGCUAAAAAUAAGCAAAGGGAACCAAACACCCCCGAAACGUACAGAUACAUUUGCAAACCCUGCAUUCCAAGCUGGCUCUGUACGUUGGGGCAUGAUCGUGUUUUAGCAAGCAAGAAAAUCGAGUCGAGAAGGAACUUGUCAGGCUGAUGUAUCCACGCCAGCUGAAAUUUUUAGAGAAGUUUAUCAAACCUACGCAUUGAUCGCAAAAAACUGUCAAACGGAGACAAGUGUUUUAAACCGUGCAAUUAAACCACACCCCGAUGAAACAUUGCUCAUUGAUCUAGCUUCACAAGUCGGCUACUGCUUGCCCGCGCGUGCCCGUUACGGCGUGUCAUCGCCGGCGAGGCCUGAUCGCAGCCGACGGGGCGCACGGCGUCGUGGGACUGGAGCCGGGAGGGCUUGGGAGAGGAAGAGGUGAGAGAGUACCGAGGGAAAGAGAUGUCGGUUAAAUUGUGAGUCGAGCGGGCUGCAGUGCUGCACAAUGUGCGCGGUUGGAGGCCCAGCUAGCUCCAUUCAAGGACAAGAGCAGCAUUUCACGAAGCUAUUUUUUUGUGCUGCUGUAUAACGCUGCGACUGCGAUGCAAAUAAACUUUUUAAAAAACUGCAGAAGAGAAGAGGAGCGUAGAGCGGUAGGCCAAGGGUUGAAUUCUUCAAAUACUGCUUUGUGCUAAACUGCUAAUGCAGCAAUCUUACCAGUCCCUGAUGCUCGCAUAUGAACAUAGUCAACUAGGCAACAAUAUAUUAACGUCUCAAGGGGGGCAAAGAAGUCAAACUAAAAGACAAGACCAGGCCAAGUGGCAUGCCACCACAAGAAGCAAGAAAGAUCAAUCCAAUCACGAUGAGCAACCAAAAACCUCCCAACAGCGGCACCAACUAGAUCGUCCUUCCGGGCUUCCGGCCUCUCUUCUCCCUCUCCCCUCUCCGUCCGUGUCCUUCCCCGCCCCCACCACCCGUCCAACCAAACACGUCGACGUCCAUCUCCAUCUCCUCCUCCUCCACAAGGCGCCCCCUUUCCAGGAUUCUCCUCUCCCCCGAUCGCCGAUAAAACGGAAAGCAAAGCAGUGGAUCGGACGUCACCAAAAAGAUCGGUGGGGAGACGAGAAAGAAAGAAGCCGUGAAAGGCGGAAAGGGGAGGAACUGAGAAAGGGGGAGGAGCAGUUUCUCCCCCCGGAGAGGCAGCUCACGGCGGCAAGCAAGCGAGGCCUUCCGCGCUGCGGCGCCUGCCCUACCGUCGAUUUCGAUUCCCUAUCAUUCCCCGGGUCGAGAUGAGGUUCUGAUGCCGGAAUCUCUCUCUGCUUUUCCGGCUAUUUUACCGCCUGGGGUACCACGUUGAUCCGGCGUGGUUUCCAGUUCCCCACUCCCUGAAUUGGGUGGCCACUGCUUCGAAUCAAGGCUUCCCUCCACUGUCUUGCUGAAUUGUUUCCAGUUCAAUUUGGGCGGGCUCGCCGUUUCUUGCAGGAGGUCGUUGCCCUUUCUCUAAUACUGCCGGGUUCUACUGUGUUCAGUGGUGAGGUCUGCUGCCCUGCGAGUUAGUUUCAUCUUUGAUCCAUCAGUUUGCUUCCUCAAUCUCUGAUCAGUAAUCCAGUUCUUACAGCCUCAAACAGCAUCCUCGCAGAACCGAAUUCUUGAUUCCUUCAUCUUUCUCUUUUACUUUUGGGCAUCUCUCCCGUGCAACUUGUCCAUUGACCACAGGAGGGGGGAAAUUGGUUCGUGGCACAUUCUCUGUCACAAUGGACGAUGGAGCUGACCUCCCCUGCCAAUUGCUCUUCUCCCACCCGGAGGUGCCCGAUAGCUUCGACGAGCUCCUGAACAGCGCCACAACCACCUGCACCCACACGCACAGCUGCAACCCUCCCGGCCCGUCGGCCCCCAUGCACACCCACACGUGCCUCCACACGCACACCCAGGUCCUCGCCGGCGGCGCCGACGACGACGACGCCAGGGAGGAUGACCCGGCCAAGCCACGGAAGCCGCUGGGGAACAGGGUGGCCGUGCGCAAGUACCGGGAGAAGAAGAAGGCGCACGCUGCCUUCUUGGAGGAGGAGGUCAAGAAGCUCCGAGCCGCCAACCAGCAGCUCCUGAGGAGGGUGCAGGACCAUGCCGUGCUGGAGGCGGAGGUGGUGAGGCUCAGGACCCUCCUCCUCGAUGUCCGGGGCAAGAUCGACGCCGAGGUCGGCGCGUUCCCUUUCCAGAACCCGUGCAGUGUUGGCUCUGUGGUGUCUGCUGAUCCAGCUCUGUGCUUCAAUGGCAACUCUGAGGUAGCAGGGGCCUGGGAGGAGAGCUCUGUGCCGUCGGCUGCAGAUUGCAGGAUAGAUGAAGGUGGUGGCAUGUCAAGAGAAACUGAUGUUCCAGAAGGUUUGCAUCAUCCCAUGGACGUUGUUGCAAGCUUUGUGAGUUCUGAUUCUCUGGCUGAAUGAGCUUUUGCCUUAUUGGCAGUUUUGUGACCUCUGCCAGUGCCAGCUUCUUUGAUCUUAAUUGAGAGAUCAAUUCUCAUGGAAUAAGAGAAUGAGGAACUGACGAUGAGUAGAAGUGUAGAACUACCUUUGAUGUGUUAUAUGUUUCUUAUGUUGAUGUUCAGAGUGAACGGUGUACAGAGUACUUGUAUAGUAGCACUGGAAAUAUCGAAAAUGCAAAUACCUAAAGUAUUCUGCAAAAUUCUCUGCAGGCAUGUCAAUGAAGUGUUCUUGAUUUCUGAUUUGGAAUUUCUUUGUACUCAACUGAAACUCUGCUAGACUAUUUUACUGAUAAAUUGCACUGCAUAUUGUUUAGUGCAGAUGUGUUUACUAUUUUUUA